Molecule: messenger RNA, 531 nt
Organism: Australozyma saopauloensis
Lineage: Eukaryota; Fungi; Ascomycota; Pichiomycetes; Serinales; Metschnikowiaceae
Exons: 1
Coding region: 1-531 (176 amino acids)
Source: RefSeq, a predicted model, not a curated record
AUGAAACUCUUUCCAGUGCUUUUGACUACCUUUGCCGUUGCAGCAGCCCUUCCAACCGAGCCAACAACCCAGACCGGGAGAUUGGCCGCAACUCAAUCACUUACUCCUUCGCAACUCAGAGAGUAUGACCUUGAUGAUAUUCCUGAAGUGAUCGAGACCGAUUUUCCAAAGAAGUACUUCACAGGUAUCAUCGAAGAAAUUUUCGGCAAAUUAGAAGCUCAUGGAUUUGAUAUUGAAGCCUGCUUCUGUGGUGAGCCCAAGUACGCUACCGAAAUGUUAAAACAUGGUGGUGAUAGUGAUGUCCUCGUCAAGGAUACCGACAAAUUCAUCUUCUUGUAUAGCUUGAUGGGCAUUGACGUACCGAAAGAAAUGUGUCAGAUGUCCCACAACAAGCCAAAAAAGGAAAAGAGAGAGCAACUCAGAAUCCGCCCAAUUAAAGACUACUUGAAAACUAAAGAAGAUAUUGAGAGAUACAUUAGUUUCAUGAGAGCCAUUGCCCAGUCGAUGGGAACUCUUCCUGACUUAGAGUAA